Molecule: messenger RNA, 2004 nt
Organism: Pyrus x bretschneideri (Chinese white pear)
Lineage: Eukaryota; Viridiplantae; Streptophyta; Magnoliopsida; Rosales; Rosaceae
Product: stomatal closure-related actin-binding protein 1
Exons: 13
Coding region: 194-1678 (494 amino acids)
Biological process (GO): actin filament organization; regulation of stomatal movement
Molecular function (GO): actin binding
Source: RefSeq, a predicted model, not a curated record
ACUAGGCCCCAUCCUUUCUAUUCACUCUCUCUCUCUCUCUCUCUUUCUGUUUUUCUAGAUUUUCAAUUUGGAUAACCAGAACAGGGAGCCAAACCUGCAUCUGAUUCUGAAUUCUGAUCCAAGAAUCUCUCAAAGUGGCUCCUUCCCAUUAUUUAUUCCAUUAAAGCUUCAUCCUCUUAAUUGGUCUGGAGAAAUGACGAGGGUAGGCCGAGAUUUUGGGGACACAAUGCAAAAGGAUGCUGUUCCGGCGGUGUCUGCUGAUGUGGUUUUUGCUUCAAGUCGGUUUCCUAAUUACAGAAUUGGAUCUAACAAUCAGAUUGUAGAGGGGAAGGAUGACCGAAAGGUACUGUCGAUGAAGGAAGUUGUUGCCCGUGAGACAGCACAAUUGUUGGAACAGCAGAAUCGCCUUUCCGUCCGAGACCUUGCCAGUAAAUUUGAGAAAGGGUUGGCUGCUGCUGCUAAGUUGUCUGAAGAGGCUAGACUUAGGGAGGCAGCAUCUUUGGAAAAACACGUCCUUUUGAAGAAGCUUCGGGAUGCACUAGAAUCACUAAAAGGACGCGUGGCUGGUAGAAACAAGGAUGAUGUAGUGGAUGCUAUUUCAAUGGUUGAGGCCUUAGCAGUUCAGUUGACUCAAAGAGAAGGGGAGUUAAUACAAGAAAAAGCAGAGGUGAAGAAGCUAGCAAAUUUUCUUAAGAAGGCUUCAGAAGAUGCUAAAAAGCUUGUUGAUGAGGAGAGAGCUUUUGCUCGUGCUGAAAUUGAAAAUGCCAGAGCAGCAGUACAGAGGGUGGAAAAAGCCCUUCAGGAACAAGAACAAAUGUCGCGAGCUUCAGGAAAGCAGGACUUAGAAGAAUUGAUGAAAGAGGUUCAAGAGGCUAGACGAAUCAAAAUGCUGCAUCAGCCAAGCAAGGUAAUGGACAUGGAACACGAGCUUCGAGCAUUGAGGGCACAACUUACGGAGAAGUCUAAGAAUUCUGUUCGGCUUCAAAAAGAGCUGGCAAUGAGCAAGAGGGGCUUGGAGAAAAUUUCCGAAUUAUUUGAAUUAGAUGGCCCUGAAGUUUUAGGGUCAUAUUUGCGGAUUCAGCCUUGCUCUGGUGAUGCUCCAGAACUCUGUAAAUGUUUGAUUCAAUGGUAUCGUGUAUCAUCUCAAGGUGGCAAGAAGGAGUCUAUAUCAGGAGCUAUAAAAUCAGUUUAUGCCCCAGAGCCUUUUGAUGUUGGGCGAGUCUUGCAAGUUGAUAUUAUUUAUGAAGGACAGAGGCUAACACUGACAACUGCUGGUCCCAUUGAUCCUGCUGCUGGUUUGGGAAGCUAUGUGGAGGCACUUGUACGGAAACAUGAUAUUGAGUUCAAUGUAGUUAUUACCCAGAUGAAUGGGGUGAAUCAUCCUUCGGAAUCUAUUCAUGUAUUUCAUGUUGGAAAAAUGAGGAUUAAACUUUGCAAGGGAAAAACUACAAUUGCUAAAGAAUACUUUUCUCCCUCAAUGCAGCUAUGCGGAGUUAGAGGAGGUGGGAAUGCUGCCGCUCAGGCACUGUUUUGGCAAGCGAAGCAAGGGCUUUCUUACGUGUUGGCAUUUGAAUCAGAACGAGAGAGGAAUGCGGCCAUCAUGCUUGCCAGGAGAUUUGCUUUUGAUUGUAAUAUAAUGCUGGCGGGGCCGGAUGACAGAACUCCCCUGGGAACCUGAUGGGACGUCGACAAGUAUCGUAGUCACUAAAUGUAAUUAUUGAGCUUCCUCUUGUAUUAUAAGUUUGUAACAGUAAAAUGUGGCCUUGUUUAGCUGUGCGUGUAGGCGCUUCCAUGUUCAUUUUUCGUUUCGUUUUACGACAUGAAGGCAUUUUUUUUCAUUUUGCCUUAUUGUUUGAGAGUGUAAACAAUGCUCUUCCGGGCUUGGGAUUGGGGGUUGAUUUGAGUGUAACACCUUUCGUAUGCCGAGUGAUUGGUGUAACAUUUUGUUGAUUGAUUUUGGUAACCUGAGAUUGGAAACCCUUCGUUAAUGGAUCUGUUUUGUCA